Marmota monax (woodchuck) is the source of this 542-nucleotide messenger RNA. RefSeq names its product catenin beta interacting protein 1 (gene Ctnnbip1). Gene Ontology annotation, biological process: negative regulation of Wnt signaling pathway. Gene Ontology annotation, molecular function: beta-catenin binding. Bases 20 to 265 code for a protein of 81 amino acids. The transcript has 3 exons. The record is from RefSeq and is a predicted model, not a curated record. Gene Ontology annotation, cellular component: beta-catenin destruction complex; nucleus; cytosol. NCBI's taxonomy places the organism in Eukaryota, Metazoa, Chordata, Mammalia, Rodentia, Sciuridae.
CAAGAGCUGGGCCAGGGGGAUGAACCGUGAAGGAGCACCCGGGAAGAGUCCGGAGGAGAUGUACAUUCAGCAGAAGGUUCGAGUGCUGCUCAUGCUGAGGAAGAUGGGAUCAAACCUGACAGCCAGCGAGGAGGAGUUCCUGCGCACCUACGCGGGAGUGGUCAGCAGCCAGCUCAGCCAGCUGCCACAGCACUCUAUCGACCAGGGUGCCGAGGAUGUGGUGAUGGCGUUUUCCAGGUCGGAGACGGAGGACCGGAGGCAAUAGCUGUAAACUCCUUGGAACACCCUGGAAGCUGUCAAGGGCCAAGAGAUCUGUGUGGCUCCUGGGCUGGCUGAGUGGCAGCAGACCACCAUCCCUCCCUCCCCCUACUCCUACCCCUCAGCCCCCCAACAGCCAUUGCCACAGCCGAUCAGCAGGGCUGGCAUCAAGGGAGACACCAGUGGUGCGUUUUCAUUUGGCUUAAAGGGAUGGACUCAUGAUUGGCUUCAGGAAGAAACCUUUUUAUUUUUAAACCUUGACCAAUGGAAACCUUUUAUUUUUA